Podospora pseudocomata is the source of this 942-nucleotide messenger RNA. RefSeq lists its product as uncharacterized. Gene Ontology annotation, biological process: cytochrome c-heme linkage. The coding region runs from base 1 to 942 and encodes 313 amino acids. Gene Ontology annotation, cellular component: mitochondrion. The transcript has a single exon. NCBI's taxonomy places the organism in Eukaryota, Fungi, Ascomycota, Sordariomycetes, Sordariales, Podosporaceae. The record is from RefSeq and is a predicted model, not a curated record. Gene Ontology annotation, molecular function: holocytochrome-c synthase activity.
AUGCACCACGAGUUUGUCGAUACAGUUUUAGUUGGUAAAGACGUGGUAAAGGCAGGAGAGAACGACCCGAGUGGAGGGACACCAUCAUCAAACACACCAAACACCGCCAGGAUGAGAGAAGCCGGAGCUCCCGGCGCAAACGCUGGCGCUGAGGAGAAGUGCCCAGUCGACCAUAAAACCCGCGAGCUGUGGAUGCAGCAGGCGAGGGCAAAGGAGGAAGCAGCACAGAAUGCCAGCAACAAGUCAAGACCACCAGUACCAGAACCCUCCACACAGCCGCAACAACCACAGCAGUCUUCCUCGUGGACAUCAUGGCUGCGCCUCCCCUCCUUCUCUUCCCCCACCUCGACAGAGUCCGCCUCCACAACCCCGCUAAAGCCCCGCGCCUCUGUCCUCGACGAGGUCCGUGAAGUUUCCUCUAUCCCCCGGUCCAGAGACACAGGUCCAUCCGCCUGUCCCCAGAAUAGCGAGCAGGAAACCGGCACGUCUGAGUCGGGCCAUUGGAUCUACCCAUCAGAAAAGCAGUUUUUCGAGGCCAUGAGGAGGAAAGGCUUCACCUCGGCCCAGGCGAAGGACAUGAAAACUGUUGUGCCCAUCCACAACGCCGUCAACGAGCGCGCCUGGGCUGAGAUUCUGAAGUGGGAGGCCCACUACGACUCGAAAUCCUGCGGCGGUCCAAGGUUGUACUCGUUUGCGGGAGAAAAGGGGAAAAUGACGCCCAAGGCGAGGAUCAACACUCUGCUGGGGUAUACAGCGCCGUUUGACAGGCACGAUUGGAUCGUGGACAGGUGCGGAACAAAGGUGGAAUACGUGAUUGACUUUUACUCGGGGCGGGAUACGUCAGGUGGAGGGAAGCUGAACUUUUACCUGGAUGUCAGGCCGAAGCUCAACACCUGGGAGGGUGUCAAGAUGAGGGCGCUAAGGGCUACUGGGCUGGCUUAA